This is a messenger RNA of Danio aesculapii, 1200 nucleotides long. Its product is annotated as fucolectin-4. The coding region runs from base 115 to 1035 and encodes 306 amino acids. NCBI's taxonomy places the organism in Eukaryota, Metazoa, Chordata, Actinopteri, Cypriniformes, Danionidae. The record is from RefSeq and is a predicted model, not a curated record. The transcript is spliced from 6 exons.
AGCUCAUUAUGCCCAUAGAGUCAUCCUUGUCUUCUCUUUGGGAGAACAUUUUGUAAAGCUUUUCAUAUAAAGAGCAAUGGAAAUGCGUGUUUUUGUCCUGCUUCAUAUUUUGUGAUGCCAUAUUUUACAGACACAACUACAGCUAAGGCUAGAAAUCUGGCUUUAAAUGGCAGGGCCACACAAUCAGACCUGUUAAAAAAUCCAUGGACAGGUGAGGCCCAUGCCAGUAAUGCUAUUGAUGGAAAUCGAGACGCAGAUUUUUUCCAUGGAUCCUGUACUGCCACUGAAGUACAAGAUGAUCCAUGGUGGAGGUUAGAUUUACUAGACACAUAUGUGGUGAAAUCCAUUACUAUAACAAACCGAAAAGACUGCUGUCCUGAAAGACUUGAUGGAGCCGAGGUCCACAUUGGCAACUCUCUGCUGAACAACGGCAACAGCAAUCCACUGGCUGCAAAAAUUUCCUCCAUUCCAGCUGGAAGAUCCCUUACUUUCAAAUGGAAAAAAGGCAUUUCAGGACGUUACAUCAAUGUAAUUCUUCAUGGCUCCAGUCGACUUCUUACUAUCUGCGAGCUUGAAGUUUACGGUUAUCCGGCUCCCAAUGGUGAAAAUGUAGCUUUAAAAGGUAAAGCUACACAGAGUUUCCUCUAUGGAAACGGUUUCGCAUCUAAUGCAAAUGAUGGGAACAAAGAUGGUGUUUACACUCAUGGAUCCUGCACACACACUCACAACACCCUCAACCCCUGGUGGAGACUGGACCUGCUGAAAAGGCACAAAGUGUUUUCGCUGGUCAUUACAAACACAUUAGACAAUCUUCCUGAAAGAUUAAAUGGUGCAGAAAUCAGAAUUGGAGACAAUCUGGACAACAAUGGCAAUAAUAAUCCCAGAUGUGCCACAAUCACUUCCAUUCCUGCUGGUUUUUCCAGCUCUUUUGAUUGUGAUGGGAUGGAAGGACGUUACGUUAAUGUUGUUAUUCCAGGACGAGAAGAAUAUCUAACACUGUGUGAGGUUGAAGUUUAUGGAUCGCCACUGGACUGACAAAAUGAUUAACCUGUAUGCUUUUCACAUUCCACUUAAAGUAAAAGCAAAGUGUUGUAUUGAAGCAGAUUUAUUAAUUAAAACAGUUUGUCAAAAAUAACCGCUGGAGUCAAAGAGAAAUAAAGGAAAACCAACUUUUAAAAUAAAGUUUUUUUUUGCCAUUGA